Molecule: messenger RNA, 819 nt
Organism: Moneuplotes crassus
Lineage: Eukaryota; Ciliophora; Spirotrichea; Euplotida; Euplotidae
Source: the annotation of a GenBank genome assembly
AUGCACAAAGUAGACCAAUAUACUCAAGCAUUAAGUUUAUCCCGGAACAGUUGCCUUUCAACUCUCGCGAACCAGAGUACAAGGAACACUCAGGAUGACCCGUACAAUGUGAUCCUUCCUGAUUUUUCUAUAUCUAUCAGUCAGAAGGAGUCAAAAGAGUUAAAUGUAGCUCAAAAAUAUGGAUCGCCUCUAAAAGAGGAAGCAUUAGUUGCCUUUACUCCUGAGAAAUGCUACAAAGGGUAUCCUUACGCUAAGGAGAUGACAGACAAAGACUACAACAUUCUUAACUAUGUAACUCCAAAACCAUUACAUUCUGGAAGCCUGAGUAAAGCUUUCCCGACUCAGGACAUGAAUAAGUUCAGGUUCAGAAACUGAAGGCUUCGCCGGCUUGCAGGUGUUGAUCAUGGAGAAACAAGAAUAGUCAAGAAGCAAAGAACAUUGCAUAACCGCACAAUGGCUAGCAUGGUUAAGAGCAUAAAAUUGCUGCAAAGAGGUUCAACAGCCAGUGCAAAGAAGAGACGAUUUAAAAUGGAGCUCAGAGAUCAUGACAAACCCCAGAAAGUCCUCCCGGUUUGCCGUAAAGGUUUCAAAGUCAGAAAGCCUCAUUUUACACUAAACCAAUGUUUGCUACCCAGCAGCACUGGAGGGGAGUAUCAAAGCGGCAAGGCUCUUUGCAGAAGAAGGACGCUAAGCCAUACCCGUGUUGAGGCAGAACAACAAUUUACUUCAAAAAGCCUAAAAUUUCUUUUAUUAAAAGCUCAGAAGGACUGGAAUAGUCGAAAAUAAGUUAUAAAAUCAUCUUUUCAAUUAAAAUAAACU